Cylicocyclus nassatus is the source of this 585-nucleotide messenger RNA. The record is from the annotation of a GenBank genome assembly. Lineage: Eukaryota; Metazoa; Nematoda; Chromadorea; Rhabditida; Strongylidae.
AUGUGGUUCAUAAUAAACGGAGAGCCGACACCGACGGAUAUGGUGAGAUUAUCCAUUGUAUUGACAAACGGUGUAUCGGCGUCCGCACAGGCUCCCAUAAACUCCGUAAAAGCAAUCACAUUAAGACCGAAUGAAGGGUACACAUAUCCUAAAACAUUGGAAGUCAGCCCAUCGUCUGCGUUGCAGAGUUAUGAUAAGACGACCGGUAAGGUCAUAAUACAAAUGACAUCCGAUGUUACAAUACACGGAGAAUGCGUUAUAGACAUUCCGCACACUUAUGAAGAACUGGAGGAUUUCUCGCACACCGAACUGUCGGAAUAUACACAUGCACAGUUGGGUGGCGAAACUGACAAGAACGGCAAUAUGGACAAGAUUGAGAAAGCCCUUCUCGAAAGAUGCAGAGUUUCCGACGGACUCCCAACAACAGUGGGUAUCGAGGGAGAUCGCUGUUUUGAUAAGACCGGUAAGUGCGAAUAUAUCGUCCAGGAUGGCAUGUGGACACGCAUGCCAAGUGUGAAAGUGGUGGACAAACUUCCCGAAACCGCGGGAGAGGGAGAGAUUUUCUUCCUGUACGACAGUGAAUAA